CCGGGUUAGUGGGGCGCAUGCGCGCCGCCCGGCGGCCGGUCAGGGUACAAGAUGUCGGCGCAGGGGGACUGCGAGUUCCUGGUGAAGCGGGCCCGCGAGCUGGUGCCGGGGGACCUGUGGGCUGCCAAGGCCUGGCUCAUCACUGCGCGGAGCCUCUACCCCGCAGACUUCAACAUCCAGUAUGAGAUGUACACUAUUGAGAGGAAUGCUGAAAGGACAGCGUCUGCGGGCAGACUGCUCUAUGACAUGUUUGUGAAUUUUCCGGAUCAACCUGCUGUGUGGAGGGAGAUUAGCGUUAUUACAGCAGCGUUAAGGAGCGACUCACAGGACAAGCAGACACAAUUUUUAAGAGGAUUAUUUGAAACCCUUCCUGGUCGGAUCCAAUGUGAAAUGCUACUGAAGGCUACAGAACAGUGUUUUAACACAUUAGAAAGGGCAGAAAUGCUACUACUACUUCUGCGACGUUUCCCAGAGACUGUGGUGCAACACGGGGUAGGCCUUGGAGAAACAUUAUUAGAUGCUGAAAGUAUUGAAGACCAAGAAUCCCCAGUGAAUUGUUUUAGAAAAUUAUUUGUUUGUGAUGUUCUUCCUCUGAUAAUUAACAACCCUGAUGUUCGUCUUCCUGCCAGCUUGUUAUAUAAGUACCUGAAUAAAGCAGCAGAAUUUUAUAUUAACUAUGUAACUAGAUCUACGCAGACAGAAAGCCAAUAUCAAGGUUCACAAGACUCCUCUGAUAUUAUGUCUCCAAGCAAGCGUAGCUCUCAGAAAUAUGUAAUAGAUGGUCUCACAGAGAAAUCUUCACAGGUUACAGAUCCUUGGGAGAGGCUAUUUAAAAUAUUGUCUGUGGUGGGAAUGAGGUGUGAAUGGCAAAUGGAUAAAGGAAGAAGAAGUUUUGGUGAUAUUUUACAUCGAAUGAAAGACCUCUGCAGAUACAUCAGUAACUUCGAUAGCGAUGCACACAUUAAGUAUAAGAAUCAAGUAGUGUAUUCCACAAUGCUGGUCUUCUUUAAGAAUGCAUUCCAGUAUGUCAGCAACAUCCAGCCGUCACUCUUUCAAGGUCCAAAUGCUCCAAACCAAACCCCACUGGUUCUUCUUGAGGAUGUGACCAACAUCUAUGGUGAUACAGAUAUUGAUCGUAACAAACACAUACACAAAAAAAGGAAACUUGCUGAGGGAAGAGAAAAAACAAUGCAGAGCUCAGAUGACGAGGAUCCUUCUGGGAAGGCACGAAGUCGACAUAUUACAGUAAACAAGGCAGAUCUUGCAAACUCUAUUGAAGUAUUAGAGAGCUUUAAACUGGCAAGAGAGAGCUGGGAGCUGCUCUAUUCACUGGAAUCACUAGACAAAGAGUUCACUAGAAUUUGUUUGGCAUGGAAGACAGACAGCUGGCUUUGGUUAAGAAUCUUUCUUACAGACAUGAUCAUCUACCAGGGGCAGUACAAGAAAGCAAUUAGCAGCCUACAUCACUUAGCAGCUCUUCAGGGCUCUCAUUCUCCACAGCAAAUUACAGGUCAAGGAUCACUAGAAAAUCAGAGAGCACUAAUCCAGUUAGCAACAUGCCAUUUUGCCCUUGGAGAAUACCGGCAAACCUGUGAAAAAGUGCUUGACCUCAUGUGCUGUAUUUCACUUCCAAUACAAGAAGGAGGUAGAGUACAAGAGGAGCAACCUAAAGUGAAGUCUAAAUUCAGGAAAGGGUCUGAUUUGAAGCUUUGGCCAUGUACCAGUAAAGCGAUCAUGCCUUACUGCCUUCACCUAUUGCUAGCUUGUUUCAAGCUCAGAGCUUUCACAGACAGCAGAGAUGAUAUGGCACUGGGCCAUGUAGUUGUUCUGCUUCAGCAUGAGUGGCCAAGGGGUGAGAACUUGUUCCUGAAAGCCAUCAACAAAAUCUGCCAACAAGGAAACUUCCAGUAUGAGAAUUUUUUCAACUAUGUCACGAAUAUUGAUAUGUUGGAGGAAUUCGCUUAUUUAAGAACACAGGAAGGAGGGAAAAUUCAUCUGGAACUGUUACCAAAUCAAGCAAUGUUAAUCAAGCUCUAGAUUUUCAGUCUCUUAUCCUCAUUGCUUAUAACCAGCUGCAUGAAAACAAGAAUCAGGAUAUGCUGUACUACGUAAGAUGUUAAUAAGCUUUGUCAGCAAGAGGGCUUAGCACCCACGACUAUGUCUGGUAACUUCUUAGCUGCUAUCUCAAGUUAGUUGCAAUAAUUCAGUGCUAUUUCUUUGAGUCAUGGCUUUUAUUUUGAUUGGUGUGGUAGCUCUUACUUAUAGUUGUGACCCCACCAGUCAGGAAGUAUGUAGUGAGCAGCAUCUCUAGCAAGAUACAAAUCUCUCUUUGACCUCUUUUUGACCAGUGUUGUUUCCUGAAUUAGGGAAAUGCUUGAGAAGUCCACUUCCAUUGCUUUUCGAACCGAAAUGGUUAAAUAUAGCAUCCAGCCAGAAAAGCCGUGUACAGUGUCUUUUAUGCAGCUGAGAUGUGUAGGACAGGAACCACUUCAUCAGAGAGCUGAUGGGAGGGAGAGUGUGGGGUGCAGGCCUCUACUUGGAGAUGCCAUCUACUCCCCUAGUACCCCAGGCAGAUUUUUAGCUGGGUGGCUGUGAGGCUCAGGAUGGUGUCACCCAGAGGUAUUGGCCUCAGGAGCACUGAGGCCUCCCCACACUACGAUUUUAGGUAAGUGUGCUGGCACAGCUGUUUCUUGGAACAGUGGUUAGUAGGCUCAAAAUCUGAUGUUUCAAAACUAUCACUGGUUCUGGUUGUAUGAGCUGCUGCACCAACCUCCCAAUAAUGAGCAGAGGCAGCUCAGAUACUGUGCAGUCACAAACAGGAAGACUCAGUCUGAAGUUUGCCACAGCAGUGCAAAGACAAAGCAGUUAUUCCUUUGCCUAAUCUUUCCUCAGCAUGACUGUACAUGGCAAUCCUGCAUUUUCAUUGAUGGAAAAUGUAUUACAGCUAUUAUAUGUUUUUUAUAAGGAUAGCUUCUUGUUUUAUGACUUAUAGGACAUUUUCUCCCCAGGUGAAUUUCACAUUCUUCUUCCAGUACUUUUCCUCAGUACUUACACUUUAUAGGAAAUUAUAUACAUUUUUCCAAACCCAGGAGGGCAAACUGCAAGGUGGUUUUCAAAAGCUGAAGUAAGAUAUUUGUAACCUGCAGACUUGCAAACAAGUCCUGCAAAAUAUAUAUGCAGCUUGUAAAAGCUCCCUUUGCUUGUAUCCGCUGUAAGAAUAUGAAGGUCCAUGGUUUUGGUUUUAUCCUUAUGACACAGCCAGUUCGUUCUGUUUGCAGCAUCAGCGAGUCUCGAUGGUGAGCUCUGAAUUCAGCCAGAGUGCUUUGGAACUCCAUUCUAGACAAGCCAAGUUUCAUAUUUCUGCCGUGUCUGUGGUGGCAGUGUUAGCUAGUGAUGUG
Molecule: messenger RNA, 3398 nt
Organism: Neopsephotus bourkii (Bourke's parrot)
Lineage: Eukaryota; Metazoa; Chordata; Aves; Psittaciformes; Psittacidae
Gene: INTS10
Product: integrator complex subunit 10
Exons: 17
Coding region: 52-2037 (661 amino acids)
Biological process (GO): snRNA processing
Cellular component (GO): integrator complex
Source: RefSeq, a predicted model, not a curated record